GAUAGUGUCGUAGAUUUAAUAUUUCGGAGAAUCCGUUGACCAAAUUUUAGUUAACAACAACAAGUUUAUCAUCUUCUUCUAUCUAAAUAUCCAGUACAAAAUACAGAUUUAAUAUAUUCAUCAUUUUUAUAUAAAGUUAAAUUCUGCUCGAUCAGGCUAAAUCAUAGCUUUAUCAUGAGUUAAAUAUAAUUUAACUUACAAAUAUUUAACAAGAAACUUGUAAAUAAUUAUGUCCUCGUCACUAGUGGAAUCGUACUACUAUUAUUAAUAUUAUGCUAACAACUGGCUACAAGAAACAAUACGAAGAAAGUAAUAAUUUGUAUCUCGAAAGAUAUAUAUAAAAUAUGUGGUUAGUGAAGUGAAUGAGGGGAAGGAAGAGUUUGGACAUACAUAAUUAAAAGUGGAGUCAAUAUUUCUUCUUCACCACGACGGAAGUUUUCGUUAUCAUCAACUUGAAGAUUUCGGAGUUAAAAUCACUGCUACUGUUUGAGGAGAAGGAGGAGUACGAUCAGAAACUUGGAGUUGUCAAUCAAUUCAUCAAAGACAAGAUCAUUGUUUUGUGGAAAAAGAAAACAGUUUGGUCCUUGGAUUUUUACUUUUCAAAAUGCUGAGCUCAUUAAGAAGCGCCCUUCUAAUUGUGGGAGUUUCUGUUUUACUUUUCGGAGUCUCCGCACAGCAAGACCCUCCAGAAACUACAACUGUCAAACCUACAACAACGACGCCAGCACCGACAACGCCGCCAACAACACCAGCCCCUGCUCCUACCACGACAACCGCUAAGCCAGCCCCAGCCCCAAAAUACCCAGGAAAUGAUGGUAAAUGGACCUUGGAAAAUGCGAACAAUGAGACUUGUAUCAUAAUCAAGGGUGCCAUCGAAGUUAGCAUUACUUAUCUUGACGUUGAGAAAAAGAAUCGAACAGCCAAUGUAGAUAUUCCUAUUAAAGGCGUCACUGUUUCUGGCAAUUGUUCCCUGGGUGUUAUUAAACUGACAUGGACUGUUGUUACCAAUCACACAAAUUCUGUUGAGUUCACUUUUGAAAAGAAUGAAACUGCAUCGAUCACCACGGAUGGAAUUAGCGCUGGAAAAUAUGCCCUUCAAAACGUCACCGGAACUUUGUACAAGGAUCCAGCAGUUUUUGUGAACGCCACCAACCCAAAUAAAGACUUUACAUUUAACAUCUUGGAUAAGGCUGCUUUCCAAACACCAUUCAACCACUCGUACUCUUGUCUGCAGCAAGAAACACUAAAGUCCGAAGAUGGAUUUGUCACCCUCAAAUUGACUGACAUGAGGCUGGAUGCUUUCAGGAAAACCGGAAAGAAUGACACAAACUUCAACCCAUCAAUCGACUGCCCUGCUGAUGAUGCUUCUGACGUUGUCCCCAUCGCUGUGGGAGCUGCUCUUGCUGGACUGGUGGUGAUUGUCCUAAUUGCUUAUCUCAUUGGAAGACGCCGCUCCAGGUCUCGAGGCUAUCAAAGCGUUUAAAUUAACCAACUCCAAUUAAUGUGGUGAUACCAACAACAAUCACAAUUUAUAUACAUUCACCACCAUUAUUGACCAAACAAAUUGAUACGAUCACGCGGACUUAAGACUUCUCUUCUGGGUUUCGACUUUAUUCAAGUUUUAAAAAAAUGUGCAAGAAUGAUGUAAUUACCUGUUUACAAUGGUUUAAAUAAUAAUAUGAUAAGUAUGACGUUAUCUCAAUUCGGAUGUUUGUACGUAGGUAUCGAUCGCAUAAUAUUUAUACUAGAUUAAUAGGUUUUGAUUAUAAAAAAAUGUUUACUGGUUAUUCUCUCUCAAAGUUCGUAUACAGUUCGUAGCUCAUAAAAUAUUGCCAUGAUAUGAACUGAAGAUGGGUUUCUUAUUGAUUAAUUGUUAAUUCUAAUAGCUAAUUGAACAAAUGAACAAUCUUGAUCCGCCGCCUGACUCGAUUUAAUUUUCUCAACAAUCUUACAUUAUGCAAACUAGAUACUUGAAAAAUGAUUGACGACAUGAUGAGUGCCUUUUGUCGUUUCAAGAAUUGGUCCCCACACACACAGUGUAUUUAAUAUUAGUAUGAUCGAGUCUGGAAUACAUACAUUUGUGAUAUGCGAUUCAUUCUUCAGCUUCAUUUAGUCAUUAACAGUUAUUACAUAGUUAUGUACUGAAUUUACAAAGUUAAAACUCGUCAGAAAAGCUGAAGAAUUAUUUAAAUCUUUUUAAAAUCCGAAUAUUUAAUGUUCAUGCAAUGUUAGGCUUGUUUGUGUGAGGUUGAAUAUUUUUGGCAGUUCUUUUGUUUUAUUAUUAGUCCUUUAGUUGGUUUGAUGGGGCUAAUUUCUUACGAUAAUUUAUUUUAGAAUUGUUCCUUUAAGUAAAAAUAAUAAAAAAUAUAAAAGAACACAA
Folsomia candida is the source of this 2380-nucleotide messenger RNA. RefSeq names its product lysosome-associated membrane glycoprotein 1. The transcript has 7 exons. Gene Ontology annotation, cellular component: membrane. The record is from RefSeq and is a predicted model, not a curated record. NCBI's taxonomy places the organism in Eukaryota, Metazoa, Arthropoda, Collembola, Entomobryomorpha, Isotomidae. Bases 605 to 1483 code for a protein of 292 amino acids.